Molecule: messenger RNA, 534 nt
Organism: Aegilops tauschii subsp. strangulata
Lineage: Eukaryota; Viridiplantae; Streptophyta; Magnoliopsida; Poales; Poaceae
Product: cytochrome b-c1 complex subunit 9, mitochondrial
Biological process (GO): mitochondrial electron transport, ubiquinol to cytochrome c
Cellular component (GO): respiratory chain complex III
Source: RefSeq, a predicted model, not a curated record
GUCAAGCGCAACUGGUUCGUCCGUCGUCGCGUACCGAAUCUCCAACACCCCCCCCCCCCCCCCCCCCCCGCGCGCGCCGCCGCAGCCACCGCCUCCGCCGUCGACGAUGGGUCUCUGGGAUGCCAUGUACCGCGUGGUCAUGCGCCGUAACGGCGUGUACGUCACCUUCGUCGUCGCCGGCGCCUUCGCUGGCGAGCGGCUGGUGGACUACGGCGUCAACAAGGUCUGGGAGAUGAACAACGUCGGGAAACGGUAUCAAGACAUAUCAGUUCUGGGGCAAAGGCCGGUUGAGGAGUGAAGACAUUGAAGCCCAGAUUUCCCAUGAUCUUUUAAGUGAAAUUAGGCACCUUAUAAAGCUCCAUGUUUUGGCAUUUUCUUUUGGCACAAUAAUAUUGUAAAACUCUCUUGCUGGGUGUUACUCACUCCCUUUGAGCACUAUGGUACCAAUCUGUUCCACAGUGAAGUGAUUGCUAUGUCUGGUCGCUCUGGAACCAGUUCAAUACUAUCCAAAUUAUGAAUUGGACUUCUUUCUAA